Messenger RNA from Wyeomyia smithii (pitcher-plant mosquito), 3271 nucleotides. RefSeq names its product DNA repair endonuclease XPF (gene mei-9). Gene Ontology annotation, cellular component: nucleotide-excision repair factor 1 complex. The transcript has 6 exons. The record is from RefSeq and is a predicted model, not a curated record. Gene Ontology annotation, biological process: nucleotide-excision repair involved in interstrand cross-link repair; resolution of meiotic recombination intermediates; double-strand break repair via homologous recombination. Gene Ontology annotation, molecular function: damaged DNA binding; single-stranded DNA binding; single-stranded DNA endonuclease activity. The coding region runs from base 84 to 3140 and encodes 1018 amino acids. Lineage: Eukaryota; Metazoa; Arthropoda; Insecta; Diptera; Culicidae.
UCAAUUUUUGUUUAGUUUGGCUUUCGUCUUUUGAUGUUAUUACCUGUGUUUGAAACGUUAGUAAUAUCAGUAAAAUCUCCAAAAUGAGUUUAGAAGCCGACGAUGAACUCGAUGAGGAAUUGGCAUGCUCUGCAGAACUAGCUGAACAGAAAACGGAUCUUUCUAAUGAAAUUCAAGAAGAACAAGCCCUUGGCGAAUUGAUGAAUGCUGAGGAAUUUCUUGCAGUUCAUAGUAUUGCUAUGUUAGAAUACGAACGGCAAAUGUUUUUCGAUUUACUUCAUGCUGAUGGAUUAGUAGUUUGCGCUAAAGGAAUAACAUAUGAAAAAGUAUUGCUGAACUUGCUUAAAAUAUUUUGUGACCCUUCAACAUUAGUCCUGGUAAUGAAUUGUACCGAUUUCGAGGAAAAAUUGUAUACGGCUGAGUUGGAUCGUCAAUAUAUUCAUGAAUCAUCCACCAAUGCAACAGAGCGUGAAAAAAAUUAUUUACUCGGAGGAAUUCAAUUUAUCAGUACCAGGAUUUUGGUAGUAGAUUUGCUCAAAAACCGCAUACCUGUAGAAAUGAUAACAGGAAUAUUCGUGCUAAAGGCACAUGAAAUCAUUGAAUCAUGUCAAGAAGCUUUCGCCCUUCGUCUGUACCGUCAAAGAAACAAAAAUGGGUUUGUGAAAGCCUUUUCAAAAAAUGUAGAAGCUUUCACUUAUGGCUAUGGCCAUGUCGAAAAAGUUAUGCGAAAUUUGUUUGUCAAAGAACUUUUCAUUUGGCCCCGAUUUCAUGGUUCAAUUCAGAAAUCGCUCAAACCAUUCGAGCCAUUGGUUGUGGAAAUGCAAAUUCCCAUGAGUCAAAACAUGAUUUUGCUGCAAUGUAAUAUAUUGGAUAUAAUGAACUGUUUGGUGAAAAAUAUUAAAACUCUCAACCGCAAUGUUGAGCUGCAAGAAGUGACGGUAGAAAAUUGUGUUACGAAAAACUUCCACAAAAUUCUCCAAGCGCAAUUAGAUACCAUCUGGCAUCAACUGAGUUCACAGACGAAAUUAAUUGUGGCUGAUUUGAAGUCUCUACGCAGUUUAAUGAUAUCAACUAUUUAUCAUGAUGCAGUUACAGUUUAUGCGAAUAUGAGAAAAUAUCGUUCUAAGGAGUAUGCUCUUAGUAAUUCAGGGUGGACUAUCCUUGACUCAGCAGAAAAAAUGUUCAAUGUCGCGAAGGAGCGCGUUUAUAAUAAAAACGAUGAAUUUGAACCUGAGUUUUGUCCGAAAUGGAAGGCCUUAUCUGAUGUUCUCCGGCAGGACAUUCCUGCUAAUAUAAAGGAUGCAGCAAAAAAGAUACGAAACCCAGAAGAACGACGAAAAUAUUUGCAACAACAAGUCAAGGUGCUUGUACUAUGCCAGGAUGCACGAACAUGCUACCAAUUAAAUCAAUAUCUUACCCAAGGUCCAGAGAGAUAUCUUCUCUACACCGCAAUGAAAAACGACGUCUCAGUUUCAAAGCUAAGCCAACGUUACAGUGAUAUUGACAAGUGUUCGGAUGAAAAUCCGUUCAAAAUACAACAGAUUGAGUCAAAUAUCAAGUCAGUACUUACAAAAGAAAAAACAAAUAACAUUGGCGUCGAAACGAACGUCUCGAAUCUUAGCGCUGGUUUUCUUAAAGAAAGAAUCGCUAGGCGACGGGUUGAAGCUGCAAAAAAAGCAAUAGAAGAUGAUGAACACCAAAAACGAAAUCAAGAAGAGGAUGCCUCUGUGCAGCUUUCUGGGAUAGAGUCUGAAUUGUUUGCUGAGGAGGAAAGCGAAGAUUAUAUUUAUUUUCGAGAUUCCUAUGUACUGACCAUGUCACAGAAAGAAGAUGUUAAUCGAACUGUUAGUGAAGAGGGUGCUGAACAAGAUUUAUUCAAUGCAACACAGAUGGAACAUGGGGAAUUCGAGUCAUUUUCGGAGUUGGAAAAUAUGGACAUCACGAAAAUUGAAGCCGAGAGCAAUAAGCCAUUAGUUUUCAUUCAAACUUUCAAAAGUGAAAAUAACGGGUUUGCUUCAUUAGACCGGACGUUAGAAGAGAUUAGGCCGCGUUACAUAAUUAUGUAUCAUAGUAAUGUAACGGCUGUUCGAACGAUCGAGAUAUUCGAAGCUCGCAGACAGCGCCAAGAACUGACUAGAGUUCGUGUGUUUGUAAUUAUUCACUCCAAAACUGUUGAAGAACAAUCAUAUUUGACUUCACUGCGAAGGGAGAAACAAUCAUUUGAAUUACUCAUUGACACUAAGCGUACAAUGGUGGUUCCUGAGUAUCAAGACGGCAAGUCUGAAGACUCAAUAGCAAUGCUACAGAAGAAACUGGAAGUUUCUUCGCGUAAAGCAGGUGGACAACAAACGGAUGAAGAAACUGUUGUUAUUCCACGGAUAAUUGUAGAUAUGCGAGAGUUUCGAUCUGAUUUACCUUGUUUGAUCCAUCGACGGGGGAUUGAAGUAGUUCCACUUACAAUAGCGAUUGGAGACUAUAUCCUAACACCUGAAAUCUGUGUAGAACGUAAAUCAAUUUCUGAUUUAAUUGGUUCACUGAAUUCUGGACGUUUGUAUAACCAGUGUAUUCAGAUGACGCGAUGCUACAGUAAACCUAUUCUGUUGAUAGAGUUCGAUCAGAAUAAACCAUUUCAUCUACAGCGACACUUUAUGAUGUCUGGAGAUUCUUCUAACGCAGAUAUCACACAAAAACUGCAAUUAUUGACAUUACACUUUCCGAAAAUGAAACUGGUUUGGUCCCCAAGCCCAUAUGCAACAGCUCAGUUAUUCGAGGAAUUGAAACAAGGCAAAUUGGAACCAGAUCCUGAAGCAGCAGUUUUGGUUGGAUCAGAUGAUGUCGACGAACCCAACGACACUGACCAUAUUGCUGAGCGUGCGAAUUCGAACAUUCACGAUUUUCUUAUCAAGUUACCUGGUAUUAAUUCAAGAAACAUCGGUAAGGUGAUGAAGAAAUGUAAAAAUUUGAGAGAACUGCUACAUAAAUCCGAAGAAGAGCUUACGGAAUUACUAGGAAAUCAGGCAAACGCAAAAAUGCUGCAUCAAAUUCUUCACGUGCCCCAUAAACCCGAGCAGGAAGAAAAAAACGAAAAACAAUUCACAUCCAAGUUUAAGCGUGGUAUAGGUAGGAAAAAUUAUUAUUGAUAUAACUUCAGUGUUGUGGAGUGAACAAAAAAUCUACGCAUAGGAAUUGAUUCUUGCAUUAUAUUGAGAGAGAGAGAGAGAAAACACGCGGUUUGUUAUAAAUAAAUCAAGUGUUUAAUUUAAAACAAAAA